AUGAUGAAACACCAGGAAAUAAUAAACAAAAACCAUGAAGCAUCACUAAAAAGCCUAGAGAGGCAGAUUGGGCAACUCUCCAAGCAAAUUUCUGUUGAGAGACCUUCAAGCUCACUGCCCAGUGACACAAUCCCAAAUCCCAAGGAAGAAUGCAAGGCAAUACAAUUAAGGAGUGGGAGAAUGUUGAUGAGCAACAAUGACACUACAAAGAAACAAACAGAGAGCAUCAAAGAACCAACAGAGGAUGAGAAGCAAACAGAAGCAGAUGAAGCUAAGGAGCAAUUUGUGAUGCCAAACAAAAGCACUGAGAAACUCAAAGAGAAGGACAACCAGCCACAUAGCUCAAGGGAACUGACUCAGAGACAGCAGCAAAUAGGAAAGAGCAUCGCACCUCCACUGCCAUAUCCUCAGAGGUUCAACAAAGAGGUUAAGGACCAGCAUUUCCACAAGAUCCUUGAGACCUUCAAGAAGCUAGAAAUCAAUAUUCCCUUGGCCGAAGCACUUGAGCAAAUGCCUCUGUAUGCCAAAUUUUUGAAGGAGCUUAUCAAUAAGAAAAGAAAUUGGGAUGAGAAGGAAACCGUAUCACUCACUGAGGAAUGCAGGGCCUUGAUUCAAAAAGGGCUUCCUCCCAAGCUUGAGGACCCAGGGAGCUUCCUGUUGCCUUGCACCAUUGGGGAAGUGACCAUCACUAAAGCAAUGUGCGAUCUCGGAGCAAGUAUUAAUUUGAUACCAUCCUCCCUGGUGAAAAAGCUGCAUAUAGAAGAGGUCAAACCAGUACAAAUGUCACUGGAGCUUGUAGAUAAAUCAAUGGUGCACCCUAGGGGUGUAGUUGAAAAUCUGUUGGUCAAGGUGGACAGCUUUAUAUACCCUGCUGACUUUGUGGUUCUAGAGUCAGACGAGGAUGAUAGUGACUCUGUUAUACUAGGAAGGCCAUUCCUAGCCACGGCUAGAGCCAUCAUAGACAUAGAGAAAGGGGAGUUAACUCUCAUCAUAGAUGUAGAGGAAGGGGAAUUAACCCUCAGGAUGCAUGAUCAGAGUGUCACUCUGAAGGUAUUACCAGAGGCACAAUUUAGCAAGGAGAAGAAAGACUAUAUGAAAAUUGACAAGGGAGAAUCACAGUUGAAGGAAGAAAAUGACAAGAAGAGUCAAGGCAACAUCCCAAAGAUAAGAGUUGUGCAGAUUGAUGAAGGAGUCCAAGAGGACAUUGGAGUAUUAGCCACUGAGAAGAAAGGUCCCCAGGUGAAGCCCACGGCCAGAAAAGAAAGAUCAGAAGUCCCCAAGGGAAGCCUACGGCUAGAAAAGAAAGGUCAACAAAAGGAAAGAUGA
This is a messenger RNA of Arachis duranensis, 1326 nucleotides long. RefSeq lists its product as uncharacterized. The transcript has a single exon. Lineage: Eukaryota; Viridiplantae; Streptophyta; Magnoliopsida; Fabales; Fabaceae. The coding region runs from base 1 to 1326 and encodes 441 amino acids. The record is from RefSeq and is a predicted model, not a curated record.